AUGGAAGCAUCAAUGGACGUUGCAAUUUGUCUUGAUUGUACAUCAUCCAUUGCUUCGUCAUUUUGUCAAGUUCGUGAUCGAAUUUGUUCAAUCAUCGAACCGAUCACGCGAAUUAAAAAAGAUAUUCGUUUGGCGUUGAUCGAAUUUCGAUCACGUGACGAUUCUUGGGUUACUAUUAUCCAUCCAUUUACACAGUCAGCAAAUACAUUUCAAAACUGGCUUAACAAUACUAAAGCUGAUGGAGGUAGUCAAGAUGGAACUAGAGCUAUCAGCGAUGCACUUCGUGAAGCUCUGAAACUUGAAUGGCGUUCAGAAAAUGAUGGUCGAUGGCAUGAAAAACUCAUUAUAAUGAUCACUGGUGGUCCUCCGUGUGGUCUCUUAACUGAUUCAACAGAAAUAGAAAUGAAUGAUUGUCCAUGCAUAGCAGAUGAUCUCUGGAUAAUGUCCGAUGAACUUAUCAAAGAGAAUCUCACAUUAGCAAUUGUUGGUAUUGAACCCAGUGUGAUUGUAUGUGAUGACUUUUAUGGGGCACUAGCUAAAAAUACUGGUGGAGAAUAUAUUCCGUUAGUAAAUGCUAGUCAUAUACUUGCUUCAAUUAUUCAAUCAGUUAUCAUGGAAGAAGAUACAUUAUCACAAAAAUUUCGUCAUAUCGAUAUGAAUGAAAUCGAAAAGAAUUCUUUAUAUCGUCAUACAUUUGUACAAAAACGAGCUCAAUCGAUGAUUGAACAGUGUCGAACAAUGGCUGAUAUUCGAAACUGGUUAAAAAAUCAUCCUAGACAUAGUCAAUAUUAA
Rotaria socialis is the source of this 792-nucleotide messenger RNA. The record is from the annotation of a GenBank genome assembly. NCBI's taxonomy places the organism in Eukaryota, Metazoa, Rotifera, Eurotatoria, Philodinida, Philodinidae.